AUGCUCCGCCUAUCUGUCCGUCCCCUCACAACCGCCAACCGCGCUCUCACCCGCUCCUUCUCUGCUCUUGCUCCCAGAAUGGGUGAAGGCGAUACCGGUGCUCCUCGCGCUGGCGGUGUUCAGAGCGGGGAUUCCUUCACACGCCGGGAAGCUGCACAGGAAAGCUUGUACAUCCAUGAGAAGGAGAAGGAAAAGCUCGCAGCUCUCAAGAGAAAGCUCCAGGAGCAACAAGAGCAUCUCGAUGAGCUUGGUAGGCAUAUUGAUGAGCUCACCCGGAACCAGGGCGGCGAAAAGAACUAA
This is a messenger RNA of Aspergillus udagawae, 300 nucleotides long. RefSeq lists its product as uncharacterized. Gene Ontology annotation, cellular component: mitochondrion. Gene Ontology annotation, biological process: negative regulation of ATP-dependent activity. NCBI's taxonomy places the organism in Eukaryota, Fungi, Ascomycota, Eurotiomycetes, Eurotiales, Aspergillaceae. The record is from RefSeq and is a predicted model, not a curated record. The coding region runs from base 1 to 300 and encodes 99 amino acids. The transcript is spliced from 4 exons. Gene Ontology annotation, molecular function: ATPase inhibitor activity.